Molecule: messenger RNA, 984 nt
Organism: Choloepus didactylus (southern two-toed sloth)
Lineage: Eukaryota; Metazoa; Chordata; Mammalia; Pilosa; Megalonychidae
Product: olfactory receptor 2A2-like
Exons: 1
Coding region: 1-984 (327 amino acids)
Biological process (GO): G protein-coupled receptor signaling pathway
Cellular component (GO): membrane
Molecular function (GO): G protein-coupled receptor activity; olfactory receptor activity
Source: RefSeq, a predicted model, not a curated record
AUGGGGGGCAACCAAACAUGGGUCACAGAAUUCAUCUUGGUGGGAUUCAAGCUCAAGGCACAGUUGGAAGUAUUCCUCUUCUGGAUCUUCUCUCUAUUUUAUGUCUUUGGUCUGCUGGGGAAUGGCAUGAUCUUGGGGCUCAUCCUUCUGGACCCCAAACUGCACACCCCCAUGUACUUCUUCCUCUCACACUUGGCCAUCAUUGAUAUGUCCUAUGCUUCCAACAAUGUCCCCAAGAUGCUGAAAAACCUACUGAACAAGACAAGAACAAUCUCCUUUGUCCCAUGCAUAAUGCAGACAUUUCUGUAUUUGGCUUUUGCUCAAACAGAGUGCCUGAUUUUGGUAGCAAUGUCCUAUGACAGGUAUGUGGCAAUCUGCCACCCUCUCCAGUACACUGCCAUCUUGAGCCAGAGAGUGUGCACUGUCAUGGCUGUCACUUCCUGGGCAUGUGGAUUUAGCCUGGCCCUGGUACAUGCAAUUCUCCUCCUCAGGCUGCCCUUCUGUGGGCCUCAUGAAGUGAACCACGUCUUCUGUGAAAUCCUAUCUGUCCUCCAACUGGCCUGUGCUGACACCUGGAUCAAUGAAGCUGUCAUCCUUGCUGCCUGUGUGUUUGUCUUAGCUGGGCCCCUUUGCUUGAUCCUAGUCUCCUACAUGAGCAUCCUCUGGACCAUCCUGAGGAUGCAGUCAGGGGAGGGCCACAAAAAAGCUUUCUCCACUUGCUCCUCACACCUCUGUGUGGUUGGGCUUUUCUUUGGCACUGCCAUGGUUGUUUAUAUGGUCCUAGACUACAGUCAAAGAGAACAGGAGAAAAUGUUGUCCCUGUUUCACAGCCUCUUCAACCCAUUGCUGAAUCCCCUUAUCUACAGCUUUAGGAAUGCUCAAGUGAAGGAUGCCUUCUACAGAGCGCUGUGGAAGAAAAGGUCCAUGUCAAGUGGCAAGGUGGAUUCUUUACCCUUAAUGAGAUGUGGUUUCAGGAUGAUGUAG